GGGCCGCACGCCCAGUAACGCUUCCUCCACUCCCAGCUCGGGGUCCGCCAGCCCUCGAGGCUGGGACCUCGUUCCGGGCCUUGCGGAGAUCGGGGCAGGGGUUGGUCCGCCUCAGGGGCUCCCCUGCCAGAUUUCGCGACCCCGUUUCAAUACCGGCCCCGGGAGACCUGCUGGAAUUGCUGCGGUCUCUGAGGAGCCCGUGCGGAAAGUCUUUCUUUAUAAAGUCUUCGCAUUUCGUGCAGUUGUCCACCGCCCCCCUAGAUUCGGCGAGACCAAGCUGCCGCGAGUCCUCCCCCAAGCAGUUUGGAGCAUGUGAACGUACUCUGAGCCUUGAUGAGUUCCAGUAUGUGGUAUAUUAUGCAGAGCAUUCAGAGCAAAUACUCUCUCUCAGAGCGCUUAAUCCGAACAAUCGCUGCCAUUCGUUCCUUCCCACAUGACAAUGUAGAGGACCUCAUCAGAGGGGGAGCAGAUGUGAACUGUACCCAUGGCACGCUGAAGCCCCUGCACUGUGCCUGCAUGGUGUCCGAUGCGGACUGUGUGGAGUUACUGCUGGAGAAGGGAGCUGAGGUGAAUGCCCUGGAUGGUUAUAACCGAACAGCCCUCCACUAUGCAGCCGAGAAAGAUGAGGCUUGUGUGGAGGUCCUGUUGGAAUAUGGUGCAAACCCCAAUGCACUGGACGGCAACCGAGACACCCCACUUCACUGGGCAGCCUUUAAGAACAAUGCCGAGUGUGUGCGGGCCCUCCUAGAGAGCGGGGCCUCUGUCAACGCCCUGGAUUACAACAAUGACACCCCGCUCAGCUGGGCUGCCAUGAAGGGAAAUCUGGAGAGCGUCAGCAUCCUUCUUGAUUAUGGUGCAGAGGUCAGAGUCAUCAACCUAAAAGGCCAGACGCCCAUCUCCCGCCUGGUGGCUCUGCUAGUCAGGGGACUUGGAACAGAGAAAGAGGACUCUUGCUUUGAGCUCCUCCACAGAGCUGUGGGACACUUCGAAUUAAGGAAAAAUGGCACCAUGCCACGAGAAGUGGCCAAAGACCAGCAGCUAUGUGAAAAACUGACUGUUCUGUGCUCAGCCCCAGGGACCCUCAAAACCCUCUCUCGCUAUGCUGUGCGCCGGAGCCUGGGACUCCAGUACCUGCCGGAUGCGGUGAAGGGCCUUCCGCUGCCAGCUUCUCUGAAGGAAUACGUGUUACUCGUAGAAUAGCCCAGAGGAGACGAGUGCGCCGUCAGGCAGGCAGCCCUGGGUGAGGUUUUGCCUCGCAGCACCGUCUCUGUCUUGGAAAACAGGAGAAGCAGUUGCUCCUGCUCUGUGGUUUCUGUUUCGAGGCAACAUGUCACAGCAGUAACGUCCACAUCACCUCCCCUCCCCGAACCAAGCAACCAAAACGUCCCUCACUUUUGUUUGUUUCUUGCUUACCUGGCCUUUCACAUUGCACCCUGAAAAGGAAGAGGUCUCCCCGACCCUCCCUUUAGGGAAAAAGUCAACAGUGAGACUAAAUUUCUCUUGGAAGAUGAAGCGUAUUUAUAGAACAUAUGUUUGGUUUUCCUUUGGGGACCUGAUUAACGUUUUCAGAAGAAUCCCUCUUAGCAACAUUUUAAUUGAUCUGUGAAGAAGUUUAAGAAAAUUCCAGCUAACAAUUGCAGCCCCAAAAUGAAGAUACUACAGCCUCAAAUGGUGUGCAGGUUCAGAAUUGGGCUGGGUGAUAUCCCUAGAAUCAUCCUGGGGCAUUCAGAAGGGACUGGCCCCCUUUCUCACCAUCGAAGGGAAGGGCAGCCUUUGCUCCUUUUCCAUGGGUGUGCCCAAGGGUUACAGUGGUUCAGCAAUAUUAUUUUAGAAAGACUGUCAUGCUGCUUUCCAUACAGUAGAAGGGAUAGGAGGUUCUAAGCAGUCCUAAGAACUAACAGUCCUCAGAACUUUUCUUCUAAUGCAGUUCUUUCUCCUCCUGACAGCCAGUUUGCUCUAGUGGGCUUGACAGGCACUUGCCGCACCAUAGGCAAAGGUGUUUGCUCGAGCACAGGAGGACAUGGGCUGGGCUGCCUUUUCUCUCUGGUCUUCUUCAUUCACUCUGCUAUGAGUUUGGAAUUUGUUUUGUUUUGUUUUGUUUUCAGGUGUUUUGGAAACUUUACUUUUUACUGAUCUAUACUAGACAUUGGUGGAGGGGGUGGAGAGUUGAGGAGUGGGGGAGGAGCAUUAUAAGAGCUUCCUCUGAGAUGACCCACCUACCCAAAAAAGAUCUGUUUUAGUGAACAAUACUUAGUUUACAGUACUCUCCCUUUUCAUGUUCCUAAACUAGAUCAAGUUGUUAUUGAUCCUAGAUGACCUUAUGCAAAUGUGAAAAACUUUUUUUUUUUAACUGAUUGGGAACUAUAAAUAAAAUUGAACAGAAUCUGCUGACACAGCUAAUUUGAAAAAGUUUGUCUGCUUUUGUCCUUUUGCUGUUGGUGUUUUUUGCUCACUUUAAAAAAAAAAAGAAAUAAACAGUUCUAAAAGCAA
Molecule: messenger RNA, 2490 nt
Organism: Balaenoptera musculus (blue whale)
Lineage: Eukaryota; Metazoa; Chordata; Mammalia; Artiodactyla; Balaenopteridae
Gene: ASB8
Product: ankyrin repeat and SOCS box containing 8
Exons: 4
Coding region: 334-1200 (288 amino acids)
Cellular component (GO): cytoplasm; nucleus
Molecular function (GO): protein binding
Source: RefSeq, a predicted model, not a curated record